Molecule: messenger RNA, 2080 nt
Organism: Rotaria sp. Silwood2
Lineage: Eukaryota; Metazoa; Rotifera; Eurotatoria; Philodinida; Philodinidae
Source: the annotation of a GenBank genome assembly
AACACAACGAGAUGAAAGCAAAUUUAUUUUAUCAUUAAUUAAAGAUGGACAAUGUUUUCAUUAUCGUGCACAUCAUAUGGGAAAUGGAACAUUUCUUGAUGAAAAAACUGAUUCAGUUUUUUAUUCAUUGGAUGAAUUACUUGAAUAUUAUCAAGCAGAUGGUGUGCGUCAUUUGCGUUGUUCAUUAACAAUUCCUUUACGUGGUCAUUCAUUACCAUCAUUUGCACAACGACGUGGUACAACAACUGUUCUUCAUCAAGCAGCUACUAAAGGUCAACGAGAUGUUAUUCAAUCAAUUCUUAAUGAUCAAAAUUGUCCUGAUAUUCAUUCAAAAAAUGAAGAAGGAAAUACACCAUUACAUGAAGCAUGUUUUUUUGGACGAGAUGAUGCUGUUAAAAUAUUAUUACAAGCUGGUGCCAAUUGGAAAUUUGUAAAUAGACUUGGAUGGACAUCUUUACAUCAAGCCGCUUUAGGAAACAGUCCAAAUAUUGUUGAUUUACUUCUUAGUCGUGCUCAUGCAGAUAUCGAUGUACGAAAUCCAUUUAAUUUAUAUGCGCCAAUUCAUUGUGCUGCUGCAUGUAAUAAUCUUGAGACUAUAACAACUUUAAUUGCGCAUGAUUCACCAUUACGACCAUUGACAGAUGCUGGAGAAACACCAUAUGACUUAGCUGUAAAACAUAAUGGAAAUGAAUGUGCUGAUAAACUAUCGGCAGCUCGAUCAAAACCUGCUGUCUCUCGUCGUUCAAGUUACUAUCAUGGUUCAUUGACGAAUAAUCAAAUGCGAGCUUUAUUAAAUUAUUUUAAAAAACAUGAUGGCUUUUUUUUUGUUCGACAAAGUGCAUCUGUUCAAGAUGAUUAUGCGAUAUCAAUUAUUUGGCAAAAUCGACUUGUUCAUGAUAAAAUUCAUAAAAAAAAUUCUAAUUCAUACUAUUUUGAAAAUCCUCUUCAUUAUCAUGAUAGUCUUGAACAUGCUAUUGAUUAUUUUAUGAAAGCAUAUAAAGGUGUUGUUAAACCAUUGAGUCCAGAAACAGCAAAAGUAGCUUAUGCAGUUGAAAUUUCACCUUCAACAUCUCAACGAUUAUUUUUAUCAUCAAGUAAUAGAAGUUUUAAAUCAUCUAAUCAAUUUCUACAUGAUUCAUCUAAUUCCGAUGUUACGGGAACUUCCGACGCUCAUCCAUUUAAUAAAGGACGUUCACAAAAUGUACAUAAUAAACAAAAAAUGCUUUCAACAAUUGAGAAAAGACUUGUUGAUCCACUUGUAAAUAAAAGAGUGGUUAUUAUUCGUGAAGAACAAAUAACAUUUGGUAAACUAUUAGGUGAAGGUAAUUUUGGAAAAGUUUUUGCUGGAGAAUAUCGAGAAGAACAUGGUCGAACUGUACCUGUUGCUAUUAAAGCAUUAAAAGCAACAAUGGAUGGAUCAGUUCGAGAAGAAAUGAAAAAAGAAGCUUUUGUUAUGAAAGAAUUAUCACAUCCAUGUAUCGUUCAAGAACUUUUAUCCAUGGGAUCAUUAUUGGAUUAUUUAAAAAGACAUGUAGAAAAUGCAACACGUUCAUUAUUUAGUUUUUGGGUAAUACAACUAAUACAUGGAAUGGCUUAUAUGGAACGAAAGCGUUUUGUUCAUCGAGAUCUUGCUGCAAGAAAUAUUUUAAUGCAAUCUCAUUCACGAAUAAAAAUAUCUGAUUUUGGUUUAUCACGUAGUGUGGAUUCAAAUGAUUAUUAUGUUCAACACAGCGAUACACCAAUACCAAUUGCAUGGUAUGCACCAGAAUCACUUUUUCAUUUUAAAUUUACAAGUAAAAGUGAUGUUUGGUCAUUUGGUGUGACGAUGUGGGAAAUCUACACAUUCGGUCAAUAUCCGUAUGGAUCAAUGGCUACUGAAGAGAUCACUCAAUUCAUUGAGGCUAAUGGUCGUCUUCAACGCCCAGCUGGUUGCAGUACAUCUGUAUAUGAAGUAAUGCUUCGAUGUUGGACAUAUAAACCACAUGAUCGUCCAUCAUUUCCAGAUUUACUUAAAAUCUUAGCUAAUCGAUCAGAAUUUGUUAAAGCUAUUCAAUAUUUUCAUUCAUUAUCCAAAUAUUAA